AUGGCCCUCAUCAUGGAGCCCGUCAGUAAGUGGUCGCCGAGCCAAGUCGUCGACUGGAUGAAAGGUCUUGAUGAUUGCCUGCAGCAAUAUAUAAAGAACUUUGAGAGAGAGAAGAUUAGUGGCGACCAGCUACUACGCAUUACUCAUCAAGAACUGGAAGAUCUUGGAGUCACACGAAUUGGCCAUCAGGAGCUUAUCUUGGAAGCAGUAGACUUGCUCUGCGCCCUGAACUAUGGUUUGGAAACAGAAAAUCUAAAAACCCUUUCUCACAAACUGAAUGCAUCUGCCAAAAAUCUGCAGAACUUCAUCACUGGGAGGAGGAGGAGUGGUCACUAUGAUGGAAGGACCAGCCGCAAAUUACCGAAUGAUUUUCUGACAUCGGUAGUGGAUCUGAUUGGAGCAGCUAAAAGUCUGCUGGCUUGGUUGGACAGGUCACCUUUUGCUGCUGUCACAGAUUACUCAGUGACAAGAAAUAAUGUCAUACAGCUCUGUCUGGAACUAACAACAAUCGUACAACAGGAUUGCACAGUAUAUGAAACAGAGAAUAAAAUUCUUCAUGUGUGUAAAACUCUCUCUGGCGUCUGUGAUCACAUUAUCUCACUCUCUUCUGAUCCGCUGGUUUCCCAGUCUGCCCACCUUGAAGUGAUCCAGCUUACAAACAUCAAGCCAAGUGAAGGGCUGGGUAUGUACAUUAAAUCAACAUAUGAUGGUCUCCAUGUAAUUACUGGAACAACAGAAAAUUCACCUGCAGAUCGGUGCAAGAAAAUCCAUGCUGGGGAUGAAGUGAUUCAAGUUAACCACCAAACUGUGGUGGGGUGGCAGUUGAAAAAUUUGGUGAAUGCACUACGAGAGGAUCCGAGUGGUGUUAUCUUAACUUUGAAAAAGCGACCUCAGAGCAUGCUUACCUCAGCACCAGCUUUACUGAAAAAUAUGAGAUGGAAGCCCCUUGCUCUGCAGCCUCUUAUUCCUAGAAGUCCUACAAGCAGUGUUGCUACACCAUCCAGCACUAUCAGCACACCUACAAAAAGAGACAGCUCUGCCCUUCAGGAUCUCUACAUACCCCCUCCUCCAACAGAACCUUAUGUUCCAAGGGAUGAAAAGGGAAAUCUCCCAUGUGAUGAUGUUGGCAGACAUAUAGUGGGCAAGCCAGUUCAUACAGGAUCCGAAUCUCCAAACUCAUUUCUUGACCAGGAAUAUCGGAAACGCUUUAAUGUGGUUGAAGAAGAUGCAGUUUUAUACUGCUAUGAAUAUGAGAAAGGAAGAACAAGUGGUCCUGGAAGGAGAGAGAGCACACCAACAUAUGGGAAACUAAGGCCUAUUUCUAUGCCAGUAGAAUAUAACUGGGUGGGGGAUUAUGAAGACCCCAAUAAAAUAAAAAGAGAUAGUAGGAGAGAAAAUUCAUUGCUUCGCUAUAUGAGCAAUGAGAAAAUAGGUCAAGAAGACUACAUGUUUCAAAGGAAUAGCAAAAAGGAUACUGGGAAAAAGUCCAAAAAGAAGGGAGACAAGAGUAGUAGUCCAAGUCAUUACUCGCUGUUGCCUAGUUUACAAAUGGACUCACUGAGACAAGAAGUCAUGGGCACACCUGGACCGGAAACUGCUUUGUACCACACAUUUCAGCAGUCUUCUCUACAGCAGAAAAGUAAAAAGAAGAACAAAGCUCCUAUUCCUGGUAAAAGCAAAAGACGGAUCUCAUGUAAAGAUCUUGGUCGAGGGGACUGUGAAGGCUGGCUUUGGAAAAAGAAAGAUGCCAAGAGUUAUUUCUCCCAGAAAUGGAAAAAAUACUGGUUUGUCCUGAAGGAUACAUCUCUAUAUUGGUAUAUCAAUGAAGAGGAUGAAAAGGCGGAAGGAUUCAUCAGUCUACCUGAAUUUAAAAUUGACAGAGCCAGUGAAUGCCGCAAGAAAUACGCAUUCAAAGCCUGCCAUCCUAAGAUCAAAAGUUUUUAUUUUGCUGCUGAACAUCUAGACGAUAUGAACAGAUGGCUAAACAGAAUUAACAUGCUUGCUGCUGGCUAUGCAGAAAGAGAGAGGAUCAAACAAGAGCAAGAUUACUGGAGUGAGAGUGACAAGGAGGAAGCUGACACUCCAUCAACACCCAAACAAGACAGCCCACCACCCCCAUACGACACAUACCCACGGCCUCCUUCGAUGAGCUGCGCAAGCCCUUAUGUGGAGCCAAAACACAGCCGACUCUCGUCCACGGAGACCUCCCAGUCGCAGUCGUCACACGAGGAGUUUCGCCCGGAGGUGGCGGGGAGCGCCACCGACUCGCCGGUACGCAAGACGGCGAGCCAGCGACGCUCCUGGCAGGACCUCAUAGAGACGCCGCUGACGAGCUCAGGACUCCACUACCUGCAGACGCUGCCACUGGAAGACUCUGUGUUCUCUGAGGCGGCUGUGGUCUCCCCCGAGCACCGGCGGCAGUCAACCUUGCCCACCCAGAAGUGCCACCUGCAAGACCACUAUGGCCCCUUCCCCCUUGUGGAGGGUGAGCGGAUGCAAGUGCUGAAUGGGAAUGGGGGAAAGCCUCGAAGUUUCACUCUGCCUCGGGAUAGCGGCUUCAACCACUGCUGUCAGAGCCUUUCAGUCGGUGCCGCCGAUCACCACGAAGAAGCGCAGCAGAAGGAGGUGGAGGAGGAAGAGGAAGAGGAAGGCAAAGCAGCAGAAGAAAACCAGGAAGAUAAAAUUGAAACUAUAGAGGAAAAAACGGCACACUCCUUGCAAGAUUUGUACAGAGCCUUGGAGCAGGCCAGCCUGUCUCCUUUAGGAGAACACCGGGUUUCCACUAAGCUGGAGUAUAAGAAAUCUUUUAUAAAGAGAUGUAGUGAUCCAGUAGUCAAUGAAAAACUGCACCAGCUGCGAAUUCUGAAAAGCACUUUAAAGGCCAGGGAAGGAGAAGUAGCCAUUAUAGAUAAAGUUCUGGAUAAUCCAGCUUUGACGUCUAGAGACUUUCAAGAGUGGAAACAAAUGUACCUUGAUCUCUUCAUGGACAUCUAUCAAAGCAGCACCCCGAGGGACUCUGUUAAUGGCUCAUCUGAGGUUGAUGCACUUAUAGCCUCCUUAGCACACACUCACUCUUACAUUGAAACGCAUGUAUAA
This is a messenger RNA of Gymnogyps californianus (California condor), 3096 nucleotides long. It is a transcript of the gene CNKSR2, whose product is annotated as connector enhancer of kinase suppressor of Ras 2. Bases 1 to 3096 code for a protein of 1031 amino acids. The record is from RefSeq and is a predicted model, not a curated record. The transcript has 22 exons. Gene Ontology annotation, molecular function: protein binding. Gene Ontology annotation, biological process: regulation of signal transduction. Lineage: Eukaryota; Metazoa; Chordata; Aves; Accipitriformes; Cathartidae. Gene Ontology annotation, cellular component: membrane; cytoplasm.